GGCAAUCUCGCAGCUAUUAGGCCAAGUCCACAUCCGAAACACUGACGAUUUGUUAUCCAAUGAACUGAAUGAAGGUCAGCAACUGAGAUCAGUCUGGGAAGUUGGGGAGUGACUGGAGACGGAGGACGAUUUUCUCUAGGAUCUGUUUGCCUCCUCUUGCCUCCCCCUUCCGGCUCCCACUUGGUAGCAUCUUCUUGAUCCCCUUAUCUCUUAAGACGCUCAGGAAAAUGCCCCCCUGCAGGAACCUUCUGGAAAAUGCUGCCCUGGCCGCCCAGGAACCAUGAGUCCUGCAGCCCCGGUUCCGCCUGACUCCACCCUGGAAAGUCCUUUUGAAGAAAUGGCCCUGGUGAGGGGCGGCUGGCUGUGGAGACAGAGCUCCAUCCUCCGCCGCUGGAAGCGAAACUGGUUUGCCUUGUGGCUGGAUGGGACCCUGGGCUACUACCGUGAUGAGACUGCGCAGGACGAGGAGGACCGCGUGCUCAUCCAGUUCAAUGUCCGCAACAUAAAGAUCGGCCAGGAGUGCCACGAUGUGCAGCCCCCAGAGGGCCGGAGUCGAGACGGCCUGCUGACUGUGACCCUCCGGGAGGGCUCCCGCUUGCAUCUGUGCGCAGAGACCAAGGAUGAUGCCAUAGCGUGGAAGACGGCGCUGCUGGAGGCGAAUUCUACCCCGGCCCCAGCUGGAGCCACCGUCCCUCCCAGGAGCCGAUGGGUUUGCCCCAAGGUCAGGUGUGUGACCCGCUCAUGGAGCCCAUGUAAGGUUGAGAGGCGGAUCUGGGUGCGUGUCUACAGCCCGUACCAGGACUACUAUGAGGUGGUAACCCCUAAUGCGCACGAAGCCACAUACGUACGCAGCUACUACGGACCGCCCUACGCCGGCCCCGGCGUGACGCACGUAGUAGUGCGGGAGGACCCCUGCUACAGUGCGGGCGCUCCGCUGGCCAUGGGCAUGCUCGCGGGGGCCGCCACAGGUGCCGCGCUCGGCUCGCUCAUGUGGUCGCCCUGCUGGUUCUGAGCCUUGGGACUGGGAGCCUGGAUCCUGUGCAUAGAUCAACAGAUCCCUUUUCCUCCUUGACCCCACUCUCCACGAUCUAAGCCCUGUCGUACUUUGGCUCCCUCUCCAUUAGUCCCACUCCCCUACUCUCACCCCUUGCGUUGGAAGCAGCUAUCAUCCAAGGCACAAACAUAGCUCGAAAUCCUAUCUACUGCCAGAUACCCCAGAAUUUUGUUAUAGUCACAUAUAGACAUGUUUCCCUCCUAAAUACACCGGACACAGAAAACAACUCAUGUGACUUAAAGUUCCCAGGUGCUGGAGAAAAGCAGAAGUACACAAACACUUGACAAGACAGAGUUAUCAAUCCUGUGACACACAAGGGUUAAGGACAGAAGGAGGUAGGCUAGGAGUAGGGUUGUUGCAAGAGUGCAGAGCAGUGAAUACCAUGGGCAUGUCCAAGGAAUUAAGAGUUCAUUUAGGCUGGAGUGGGGACUGGGCUUUGAUCACGAUGGCCCUCCAGGUUAAAGAGCUUGCUGGGUAAAGGGGAGAUGUGAGCUUUUUUUGAGGGAAGUUUCAUGAUUGCGCCUAUAAUGAAUAUAUUGCCUGUUAAUACCGACACAUACUCAAAUCCAAAACACUCCCUGAGGUUACCACCAUCCUUCCCAGUAUCAGCUUCCUGUUCCUUCAGCGCUCAGAAAACACUUGUUCCCCAUGUUCGGGUUGGUGCCUGGGGCAGCAAUUGAGUUGAACCUGGGGUCCCCUUGCAGAUGAGCUCUGUUCAGGACCACCAGCCCUAGGAUGGCACCUCCAUCAGGAAAGACAUUCCUGGUCCCCAGGAACUUGGCCCUCUGUCCAUAACUAAGGCUGUCACCAUCUUAGGCUUUGUCUCUUCACUCUGGGGGAGAUGGCAGUGCUCACCUCUAGGGCCUGAUCCAGUGGGAAGUCCCACAUGUGCCUCCCUGUAGAUGGACCAGCAAUCUCUCCAUUUGGCUCCCUUCCAAUUUCCUCUCCUACCCCGUCCUAAUAGAAGUGUUAACAUUCCUGCCCAGUAGCCAGAGUAGCCUGCUGAAGUUCCUUUGUAGGUAUGGGCUCCAGUGGCCCUGCUGCAGAGACUAAUAAAGAUCUGGUUGGCUCUUG
Suricata suricatta (meerkat) is the source of this 2128-nucleotide messenger RNA. It is a transcript of the gene PLEKHB1, whose product is annotated as pleckstrin homology domain containing B1. Bases 281 to 1012 code for a protein of 243 amino acids. Gene Ontology annotation, cellular component: membrane. The record is from RefSeq and is a predicted model, not a curated record. Gene Ontology annotation, biological process: regulation of cell differentiation. The transcript is spliced from 8 exons. Lineage: Eukaryota; Metazoa; Chordata; Mammalia; Carnivora; Herpestidae.